Molecule: messenger RNA, 1866 nt
Organism: Stegodyphus dumicola
Lineage: Eukaryota; Metazoa; Arthropoda; Arachnida; Araneae; Eresidae
Product: serine/threonine-protein kinase STK11-like
Biological process (GO): intracellular signal transduction; protein phosphorylation; glucose homeostasis
Cellular component (GO): cytoplasm
Molecular function (GO): ATP binding; protein kinase activator activity; protein serine/threonine kinase activity
Source: RefSeq, a predicted model, not a curated record
GCUACUAUGGCGGGAGUGGCAGUAGAGUGCUCUAUGUUUAUGUUUUUUGUUUUUAAUAUUUUAUAUAUGCUAUAUUCCCUUGUUAUACCAUAAACUGUGAUAUUCAAAGUAGUCAUUGUUAAAUUUUUGAUGCCGAAUGGAAAGAGAAGAGGCAGCUGAAGGCACAUCAUUUUUUCAAUUGGGUGAUGAUUCUCGGCCUUUAGAUAACUGGUUAACAGAACCUGAAGAUGACGGUCCUCUCGUGUUUCACCGCGUUAAUUCGAAAGAAAUUAUAUAUCAAACACGUAAAAAAAAAGCAAAAAUGAUUGGUAAAUAUGUAAUGGGUGAUAUUUUAGGGGAGGGAUCAUAUGGUAAAGUUAAAGAAAUGUUGGACUCCGAAACACUAUGUAGAAGAGCUGUGAAAAUUUUAAAAAGGAAACUGCGAAAAAUUCCAAAUGGGGAACAAAAUGUACAGAUGGAGAUUUUACUUUUAAAAAGACUCAACCAUAAAAAUGUCAUUAAAUUAGUUGAUGUUUUAUAUAAUGAAGAGAAACAGAAAAUGUAUAUGGUUAUGGAAUAUUGUGUAUCUGUUCUUCAACAAAUGUUAGAAAAUUUACCUGAAAAGAAAUUUCCUAUUGGGCAGGCUCAUGGGUAUUUUUGUCAAUUGUUGGAUGGCUUAGAGUAUUUACAUAGCCAAGGAAUAAUUCAUAAGGAUAUUAAGCCUGGAAAUCUUCUUUUAACCACAUGCAAAACUCUUAAAAUAUCAGAUCUGGGUGUAGCUGAAGCAUUAGAUCGAUUUGCCAAAGAUGAUAUUUGUUAUACAAGUCAAGGAUCUCCUGCUUUUCAGCCACCAGAAAUUGCUAUUGGUUUGGAAAGCUUCUCUGGUUUUAAAGUAGAUAUAUGGUCAUCUGGUGUUACAUUGUAUAAUUUUACUACUGGAAGAUAUCCAUUUGAAGGUGAUAAUAUUUAUAAAUUAUUCGAAAACAUCGGUAAAGGAGAAUUUGAAGUUCCUGAAGAUCUAGAUCCACUUUUACAAGAUUUGCUUCUAGGUAUGCUUCGUAAAGAUCCUAAAGAAAGGUUUACAUUAAAACUUAUCAGAGAACAUGACUGGGUUAAAAAGAAAUAUUCAGAUAAUGAAGAAUACCCUUGUAUUCCUUUGAAUAGUGAAGAUGAAUUUUGUAGCAUGAGUGUUUUACCAUAUCUUCAAGAUCUUCAUUAUUCCCAACAAGAUGACGAGGACAGUGAUUCUCAAGAAUUUAUUACAGAACAUGAUCUUCAAGCUAUGAGAAGACAAGAUGUUCUACCUCAUAGAAAUUCUGUUCACCAGCAAACGGGUAGUAAAGUGCGGAGGCAGUUCAAAUCCCUAGGCUCACUGGCCUCCAGUCGUUUAACAUUUUGUAAACAAUCCUGACGUAGGUUCAAAAGUUGUUUGGAAUUUGCUGAAUGUGGACAUUUUGCCUCAUGUACAAAAAAAUUGGUAUGUUUCUGUGAUAACAUUAUAGUGAGUGUUUUUUUUUAAAUCUAUUUAGGACUUAUAUCAAAGGAAAGCAAAUUAAACAUAUUUUAUUUUCUCAUUAAAUUGUAAUAAAUGUAUUUCAUUGUUCAUUUAAUGGGUAGUGAUAGUUUGCAAGCUGUUAGAAUUUUUAAUUUCAGUAACUGUUUCACAUCUGAUAUGAUUGGUUUUAUUAUCAGAAUGCAGGAUUUUAUGUAUAUAACCUGAAAAACAUUGUAAAAAAAGCCAAAUUUUCGUGAUAUGAAAGUAAAUUAUAUGUGAUGCUUUGGUACCUGAAAUUUUGAAUGUUUCUUUUUGGAAUUGUGAAAUUGUGUAUCCAAAUUUUAUAUAUUUGAUAAAUGUGUUAAUAAAUUUUCCUAAACUUUUCUGUGAAA